Aspergillus welwitschiae is the source of this 870-nucleotide messenger RNA. RefSeq names its product protein kinase-like protein. The coding region runs from base 1 to 870 and encodes 289 amino acids. Gene Ontology annotation, biological process: intracellular monoatomic cation homeostasis; protein phosphorylation; intracellular signal transduction. NCBI's taxonomy places the organism in Eukaryota, Fungi, Ascomycota, Eurotiomycetes, Eurotiales, Aspergillaceae. Gene Ontology annotation, molecular function: protein serine/threonine kinase activity; ATP binding. The transcript has 3 exons. The record is from RefSeq and is a predicted model, not a curated record.
AUGCUAAGAUGGUUGCGAUGCGCCGGUGGGCGUGAAUGUUCCAACGGCGCCAGACGGCUACGAGAAUGGAAGGAGUGGGCGGAAAGUCGCCCGGGCGGCUCGCCAGUCGAGAGCGACGAAUUGGCAAUGGUUACACAGGAAUAUGGGCAGAUUGAGGAAAUUGUAGGACUUGGAUCUCAGGAUGUGGUGCUGAUGUCACAUAAGACCUACAAGCCACAGCAUAACUGCUGCUAUGCUCUGAAAAUCUUUUUGCAGGGGCAGAAGCCAAUGCAGUACGAUCAUCGCAGACGAGUGAUAGCAGAGUUCUCAAUUGCAUACUCUCUGCAUCACCCGAAUAUUAUCAAAACAUUCGAUCUCCUACCUUCCUCCGGCGGAGAUCUAUUCUCCUUGACUAUUGCCUCACGUCAACUUCUGCCAAAGGAGUCUGAUUGCUUCUUCAAGCAGCUGGUGUGUGGUGUUCUCUAUCUUCAUGAGGAGCAUAUCGCUCACCGUGAUUUAAAGCUCGAAAAUCUUCUGCUCACCGAUCGCGGCUGUCUCAAGAUCUCCGACUUUGGAAAUGCAGAGUGCUUUCGCAUUUCUCGGAAGGACCGAGUGCAUAUGAGCACCAGAUGUCGUGGUUCAGCACCUUACAUCUCUUCGGAGCAGUAUCUCGAAGAGCCAUUCGAUCCAAGGAAAACAGAUAUAUGGGCUGCGGCUAUUGUUUACAUCGCAAUGCGAGCAGGAAGGAACCCCUGGAAUACAGCGACUGAUCGGGACGAAUGCUUUAAGAGACUACCUCGAGGAGCGAAGGGUUGGGAAGAACAUAGCUGCGAAUUGCUACAUUCUAUGCUAAGUAUCGAUGCUGCGCAUCGACCCGGAGCAGCCGAGUAA